AACACGGCAAAGGGAGCAGCGAAUAACUGCAGCGCAGGCAGCGGAAGGUAGGAGGGGAGCGGAGUAAAUAAAUAAUGAGAUAGCUUGGAAUAAAGGGCUUCAGGGAAUGAGUCCAAACAACACAGGAGAAACAGCAAUUGAAACGUCUGCAAGGAAACAGGGAAAAGUAAGUGCGUGAGCUUAAAUCAAAGCUCUAAGGCUUUGUAUUGCCUCAAUGUGAUGAGAGUACAAUAUCAAGACGACCAGGAAAGACCAUCUGAAGAAGAGCUUAUGCCUUGGUUUACUGACCAACCGCAUGAAUUUGUGGUGAAGCCAACUGAGAGCACGAUAAUGAAAACAUCUGGCGUUAAAGAUGACGUGAGCUCAACGCUUGAUUUUUCAGAUGCAAAAAAUUCAUUUGAACACCACUGCUCAAUUUGUGAUCAAUACUUCCCUUUUAGUAAUGUUUUGGCACAGCAUAUGAGCAUGCAUACAACUAAAAAGCCAUUUGAACAUCCCUUCUGUGACCGUAAAGCUUCUCAGAAAGCCCAUUUGAAAAUUCACCUUCGAAAGCACAAACUAGACCAUUUACAACAGGGGAAAAAAACUGGAAGGAGUAAGACCAAUUUGUCGCCUAUAAGUUUUGAUAUCACAAAUACAAUGUCUGAUGGUAUCACUCCCAAUGACCCAGAUGUGACUGAGAUUAAUGUUAAACCAGUAAAUGGUGUUACUCUGUCCCUUGAGAGCUUGGAAGGAAAGGUAAUCCAAGCUGAUGAGUGCCCACCAUGUAUGUUCUGUAAUAAAGGCUUUCAACACUUAGAAGACCUCCAGCACCACGUGCUAAUUCAGCACAAGCCCACACUCUGCGAGCCAACAGUCCUCCGAGUUGAGGAAGGCUUGAGCCCUGUUGAAGAGGGGCCCAUUGCUAUAAGCUCGCCGGAGCAAGAGGCAAAUGAUGACAGUGAGCUGAGUUGUAAAGUUUGUGGACUGUCCUGUGAGAGUGUUUUGAAUCUGGAAACUCACAUGAGGAAACACAAGGAUUCGUUCACCUAUGGCUGUAAUGUAUGUGGCCGGCGUUUUAAAGAGCCUUGGUUUCUGAAGAACCACAUGCGGACCCAUUCGAGUAAAGCCAGGGGGAAAUCUCAGCAGGACUUGGAAGGUCCUGCGACGAUCAAUAACGUUGCUAUGCAGGAACAAAUAUUGGGAAAUUUUGUUUCUCCUUAUAAAAUGUGUAUGGUAUGUGGGUUUCUUUUCCCUAACAAAGACAGCUUAAAGGAACAUAGCAAAGUUCACAACAAAGAUUUGACUGAUCAAAUGGAUGAUUACUCCUUACAAAAGGAACUUGUAGUGUCACAGGAAGGAUUCCUACAGAUGCUGAACCUAAGUCCUUUCUCGUCACAAAGUUGCAACAAAUCUGUGAAACUGGGAAAAUGGAUUCCUGAGCUUGACGCUUUCAAUACCUAUCAGGCUUGGCAGCUGGCCACCAAGGGGAAAGUGGCAGUAGGCCGAGAGAAUGUCAAAGAUCCAGGGCAAAUAGCAAACUCGGAAAAUGAGGAGGAGUCCUCUGACAAAGAGGAAUCCAGUGAGCAGUGGGCCAUAGAUAAAAGCAAUCAUGGUACGACCUUUGAGAACCUGGAAAAGUCCAAGAUCAAACACAACAGUGUCGGUCAGAAUGGGUCUCCUCCAACGGGAGAAGUGGAUGUUGAUCCAAAAUUAACUCAGAACAAGCAUAAACCAACCAACUGCGCGGUGUGUGGAAAGAUUUUUAGAACAUAUCAUCAAUUGGUGCUGCACUCCAGAGUGCACAGGAAAGGCAGGAAAAGUGUGGAGACGCCACCAACUUCAGCUGAUGGCAGUGAACCUGGCAGUCAGCCCAUAGACUCUAUCACAGCAACAGAAGAUCGCAGUCCAGGGACCGAUAAGCCCGAGGAGGGCUCUGAAGAGGGUUCGGAAGAUGGAGUGCUAGGUGAAGGUCUGUCAUCAGAUCGGAGUGAGGAUGGCUCAGAACGAGGAAGAAGCAGAGAGUCUGGCUCAUCUGGUGAAUGCAGUUACUGCGGAAAGUCUUUUCGUUCAAACUAUUACCUCAAUAUUCAUCUCAGGAUUCAUACAGGUGAAAAACCACAUAGAUGUCCUCUCUGUGACUAUGCUGCAGCUCAAAAAACCUCACUCAAGUAUCAUUUGGAGCGACAUCACAAGGGUGAGCAGAAAAGGACUGAAGAAAGGAAUGAACCUCUGAAGAAUGCAUUGGCAUCUGCAAAAUUGGAAGUAGCACCAAAAGAAAUCAGUGAACCUGUUCAAGAAUCCGCUGACGGCAGAAGGUUGUUUACGGAUUCAUUGGGCAGUGCCAAAGAUUUAGAUGCAGACUUUCCUCGGGGGAAACAAAAACGGAUUCAUUCAUCUACUAGUCCAAUUUUUCAAAACGCUGAUUUUUCAAACAUGAGUAGGGAAUUCCCUGACCUGAACACAAGUACAAGUUUCCAUCACAAUCGACAGAUCUUUUGCAAAACACUUUUGCCUGUUCCGUAUGGUGAGAAAUCAAAGGAUGAAAAGCUGGUGGCUGAGCUGCAGAGAAGCAACUUGGAUGCAAAGGUUGUUAUUGAACUGGAUGAUUCUAAGGCCUUGGAGGGAUGUUUAAUGGCAGAAAAUAGUGCACAAGAGAAUAAUGCCAGAAGUAUGAAGGUGGAAUCCACUUCAAUAAAUGACCAAUGCUUCAUUAGUGCUAGAGGUAACAUGGAGGACUACUGUGAUAAAUAUGAAUCCAGCUUAUCAGAAAAGCCUUUAAAUCUUUGUACCACGGUAUAUCAGCAAAGCCUGUGCAGUGGUAGUAGUCCUCAGGGAAAUGCACCUACCUCAUUUUCCAAGAGUGCCUUACAGAGCAAUGCGUGUCCAUAUUGUACCUACAGAACUUUUUACCCAGAGGUCUUAGUAAUGCACCAAAGGUUGGUACAUAAAUAUAAUCUUGACCUAAGUCCAGUAAAUGGAUUUCGAAAUGCUUUUCAUAACGAGGCAAUUAAAAGCAGGCGCACUGGAUGCCCUCCUGCACUAUUAGGUAAAAAUGUUUCUUCUUUGCUUGCCACCAAAGAAAUGAGCAAACAGUUUUCACGCCGGACCAAGUCACCACUACCAGCCGGUCCACCGGAUGCUUCAGACUUGCUACCUGGAAAAGCAAAAUCAUCAUCUUCCUCUCACCAGUCUCUGUGCAAUAAUCUCCUUCCCUCUGCAGCAGAUUCUAGAUCUGGUGACUUCAAAGCUUUCAAGGUGACCCAGAAUCCUAACAUACAUCUUGAAAGCUAUGGAUCUGUACAUUCUGAAACUAGACAGAUGCAAGAGGUGGUGCAAAAGACAGAAAUAAAUGGAUCCUCAGAAGCUGGUACUAGUAAGAGAAAUAUGUCUGAAAUGUCUGGUACUAAGUUGGACUAUGAAUCUGAAGGACCCAUGGGACCUUUGUUUAGAUAUGACAGUCACUGGGCUUCAAAUGUUAGCAAAAUGUGUCUUACUAAUGUAUCUGAGAAUCAGGGAGGUUUGGACUCGCAUGAGCCUACAGCUAAAAGAAUGAAAAUAAAUAGUCCUUUAAGAAAUGAUCAGCUUUCAUUUGGAAUCAGGAGGAGUAUCCAAGGAAGAAAUAUGAAAAUAUCUCAGGAGAUAUCCCCUAUUCAGGCAAGAAGCACAGGGGUAUCGACUAAACCAGGAUCACCCUUGGAGUUAAGUGGAAUUGAUUCUCAUUGGAAUGUAUUGAAAAUUUUGAAUUCCUGCAGCCCACAAGAUCUUGCUUCACUGUAUGACACUUGUGGACCCAGUAACAGUAGAGAUCCUAAUACUACUCAAGAAGUGAAGAGGCCGCUCCAGUAUCUGCAACAUUCUAACAGUAUGUCACAAAAGCGGAGCAUUAAUCACUCUCUCGGUGGAUCUUUAGAUAAGGAGUACAUGACUCAAUGAUGCCCGUCGAUGGAAGAUUGGAGGAACACUGUGAAUGGAAUACUUCUGCAUCAAAAAUUAAGUUUAAAGGAGGUGUCAGCUGGUCCACUGAUGAAAUCUGAUCACAUUCGAUAUAUAGGAUCCACAUCAAAUAAGCUGUGAUUUGUACAUGUAUAGAACACUACUAUUCCAUUCAUUCUGGAUUGCAUUUUUUUUUGUUCAUACCUUGAAAUGUAAUCAGAGACUUUAUAAAUAUAUAUAAAAUUGCUUUGUAUUCCAUUUUGAUUCUGAACUUGAAAUUGUACCAUUUCUAAUUAAAAUUGUCAAGUUGUUUCUGUUUUUGCAAUAACUAUAUUGAUUACUUGGCACUAAUAAGUGUUGGGCCAUCAUUUCUGGAAUGUUGGGCUCUUUCAUUUUUUUUUGUUGAAAGAUUCUUCAAGCAGAGAACAGAUUUUUGGUACCUGAAGUUUAAUAUUUCUGGGAAAUUGCGUAACUCUUAUUGAGCUUUUUCUUCUACAUUGGAAAUAUGAGCAAUAAAUUGCAUGACCUGUGGUAAUGCUUCAAGCUUCAGUCUUCCAACUUUUUUUGGAUACUUUAUAGUCUUGGGUAGCACAGCUGUGGCAAGCAAUACUUAAAAAUUGUUUUGGUUCCCUUUAAAUUUGGGUAGGAUACUAAUGGUUUUUUUAGUUUUGUUCAGUUACCUCAAAGUCAUGAUUAAAGGCCACAUGAGUAUAUGGACAGGUUCAGCCAACAAAUUCCUGGUUGUCUGGAAAAAGUGCAUCACCUGAUUAUCACUUAGCAAAAAAUGAGAACUUGGUGGACAGUCUGAAAUGAAACAUGGGAGUUUGUCAUCUACAUUCUACUCUCACUUUAACAUUGCAACAAAAAUUGUAUUGCAUCAAACAUUUCAAAAUUAUUUUGCACAUGUCUUGACAAAACAUCAAUUUGGAAAUUUAAUUUUCAUUGAAGUUUGAUUUUUGUAUUAAAUUUGUGUUUUGAGUCCAUGUGGUUUCUUUAACCCAACUCAAUUUCAAACAAUGUUUCCACUGGCUAUCAAACUCAGUGUAUUGUGAUGGUGUAGGAAGAACUCUCGAUUUCCCUCAUGGCCUCGCUAAGAUUAUGAAUAUUUAUCAGGGAUCAUCAGUGAAACUACACAGUCGAAUGCUAUGUCGUAACACUUUCUCAGAAAGCUAAUUAUUCCAGCUUUUAGACUCCCAGAUGAAAUCGGCUAAUUGUAUCCAAAUGAUGGGCUCUUUGGGCCUUCCUUUCACCCGGGUAACACAUUGGGUCAUUAUUAUGUAAUGGGUCAGGAAAUGAAGCAGUAUGUCACAAGGGGUUAUGAGGUUCAAUGAUUGCAAGUAAAAGAUCGACUGGGUGUAAAACUAAGCAUGUUUAAAUGAACAAAAUUUAUGUUCUGAAAAGGAAUAGAAAGAUUUUAACAGAAAUUACCUGGAUUGGAUGAACAAUAUUUUGGGAGGAACCAACUUUGUUGCUGAGGUUCUAUCUACCUGAUUUUUUUUUUGCGCUUUUUAAAAGUCUUAACUUACUGAUCACAGUUUAGGGUUCUGUCAAAGCUGAGUAUUCAUCUCAUUUUCCCCAAAUUAAAUCUCACUCAGUGGACAUUGUGGAUAACAAGACUCAUUAUUUCCCGUUACUGUACUGGGCGAAUUUAAUUUUAUUUUGAAAUAACUGAAGGUAUUUUGCUGUAUAAUGGUACUCUGCCUUGAAUAAAGAUUUAUUGACCAGUCCCAUUUCGUGCAAGCUCAUUUAUGGCACAACCUUUUGUUAAUACAACAAUCUUUGAGACUUUGGAUGAACAAGUGAAUGGAAUGGGCAUCAUCAGCAAGUGCCGUAGCCAUUAGCAUGACACUAUUGCAGCUUGGGGCAUCAGAGUUCAAUGCCAACAUCAUCUGUAAGGAGUCUGCACCCUCCCCAGGAAAUACAUGGAUUUUCUCCGGGUCCUUUGAUUUCCUCCCACAGUCCAAAGUCAUACCAAUUAGUAGGUGAAUUGGUCAUUGCAAAUUGUCCCAUGAUCAGUUAAAUCAGGGGCUGCUGGCAGUGCAGCUCGAAGGACCACAAGGCACAAUUGUACCAAAAUUUGUUCAAUUACCGGUAGAUGGAAAUUUUGCAUAGUAUCCACAUUUUUUAAUCCUGCAUUAGUAGUUCCAAGCUUUAAUAUCUUAAGUAGUGCUCAUCACAGCUGUACUUAAUCUGUUAAAUUAAAAGUCAGUGAAGUGAAUUUUAACAACUUGGCCCUGUACAUUUAAAACAAUGUGUUGUCAAAAGGUUAAAUAAGAAUUCUGUUUAAGACAGUUUGUUUACUUGAAUAUAUCACCCUUAUGCCCAAAAUCCUGCAUAUAAUGUUUUAUGCACAUUAUGAACCUUUCAAACUGUAUUUUGACGCAUUGGAAAUAGUAAUUGUAUUUUACUUAAUGAAAAGGGCAGAUACAGAAAUCCUACUUUGUCUAGUUUGGAAGUUAAACUGCUAAAUUCCUAAAUGAAAAUUUUGAAUAAAGCCAAGAAUUAAUUAGUGUCAAUUGGGAGUUUGAUUUUUUAAAAAAAUGCACCAUCUUGCUCUCUGUUUUUGUGGGGUGGGGGUGCAGUGGUGGUGGUUGAAUUGGAUUUCAAGAAUUUGGCAUUUGACUUCUUCACAUUAACAUUAUCUUACCUGAGCUCUGAUGCCACUGUGACCAUGAACAUUAUGCAGGAAUUGAUAGGCCAUUUGUAUAUACUGCACUAGUGAAAGGAUGUUCUUAAUGUGUCCUUUACCCACCCAAGAGCAGAAGUUAUAUAUAAUUCAAAGAAAUUCCAGAUAGUUGUAAUUUACUUGGGUGAUCUUGAAUUGUAGAUUAAGGCUGUGUAUAACUUUUUGGUUUUUUAAAAUGUAAAUCUGGUAAUCUAAUCUGUUUCAGUGCACUUAGGCUAUUUGUUUGCUACUCACAUGUAUAUACAUAUGGGUGAAGGGCAUUGAUAUUUUGGGACUGCAAGCAGAUUUUAUGGAAAAUGAGGUUUUUGGAAGCUUUUAGUUUUCUUUAGACUAAAUGUAAUAGACUUAGUAGAAAAUAGUCUCUGAGUGCAAAAAUCAGUGUGCAUCACCCAUAAAAUGAUGUUUCAUUGUCUAUCAGCUCUUCAAAAUGCUUCUGACAUAAUGAAACCAUUCAACCGAUUACACUCUCAGGCAGUUUAAUCAUAAUUAGACUGAUUGGUGGCUAAGGUUUAAAAAGUUAUUGUUUUUUAUUAGCUUCCAACAUUCCAGUGGUUAUGUGAAGAAAAAACUAGCUAUGCAGUGAGAUAAUAUGUGUUUGGCUUAAACAUUUCAUGUAGAAUAUCUGAAUUGUGACACAUUUUACCAAGAUCCCAAAUUCUUAAUAUUCUGGAGGAGAGAACUGCCCAAUCUACUGAGCAUCUUUUUAUUCAGGACUUGCAAUGUUGACACUACUGACUCCCUAUGACCAUGGAUUCUGGGUUUUCCUUUACUCACCCCAUCUUGUGGAGAAGACUGAGCCAAAUAUAUAUAUAUGUACUAAAAUAAUAUUUUAUAGUUGCACUUUUGUAGCAUAUUUUUGAAAUUGUGGAUCAAAUUUGGUGGUCUUAAAUUAGCAUGUUUGAUUGAGAUUAUAAAAUUGUUGCUUUAGGGUGCAUGCCCAAUUUCAUUAAUUUCUAUUGAGUUUUGGACAUCUUCAUUUGCAAUGAAAUUUAUAGGGAAUUCACAUGCAUGAUUUUUGUUUUGAUCUCUCAGUGUUACGAUAUUAGAAGUUUGAUGUAGUUGGCUACAUACACUGUGGUAUGCAUAUUAAGGUACCUUUUAUUUAAUUCAGUUUUCUUUUUGUAUUUAUUACAUAUUCGGACCUAUCUGAUUUCCGUAAAACCAUGUUAAAUCAUGCAAGUGUGUUUCAAACUGUCUUUAAUUUAUAAUGUACCAUUGUUUGAUGUACGUUCAUCCAGUUUUGGAAUACAUAUGGUGUUUUACA
Messenger RNA from Hypanus sabinus (Atlantic stingray), 7865 nucleotides. It is a transcript of the gene znf217, whose product is annotated as zinc finger protein 217. The transcript is spliced from 6 exons. The record is from RefSeq and is a predicted model, not a curated record. Bases 220 to 3915 code for a protein of 1231 amino acids. Gene Ontology annotation, cellular component: nucleus. Gene Ontology annotation, molecular function: DNA-binding transcription factor activity, RNA polymerase II-specific; RNA polymerase II cis-regulatory region sequence-specific DNA binding. Gene Ontology annotation, biological process: regulation of DNA-templated transcription. NCBI's taxonomy places the organism in Eukaryota, Metazoa, Chordata, Chondrichthyes, Myliobatiformes, Dasyatidae.